Molecule: messenger RNA, 774 nt
Organism: Ilex paraguariensis (yerba mate)
Lineage: Eukaryota; Viridiplantae; Streptophyta; Magnoliopsida; Aquifoliales; Aquifoliaceae
Source: the annotation of a GenBank genome assembly
AUGACGAAGGUGUACGGAACUGGAGUCUACGAUUUCAAGCGACACCGAGUCGCUGAGUAUCCUGUCGACGUAGUUCCUCAGCGGCAAUUGCCCAUCUCGGACAAGCCUCCGGAGUCCAAACCCGGUUCGAAUUUGCCAAGUUCGAUAACUUUAAGUGAAAUUCAGAGGGACAGGUUGACGAAGAUUGCGGAGGCAAAUUGGGUGAAGACGGGCGGCGAUUCCGGACCGAAGAAGCCGUUUAGUCACCAACUGGUGAAGGAAAUAUAUGAGACGGAGUUGGUGGUGAAAGGAGGGCGGAAACCAGUGCCAUUGCAGAGGGUGAUGAUACUGGAGGUGAGUCAGUACUUGGAGAAUUACCUAUGGCCCAAUUUUGAUCCGGAGGCUGCAACUUUUGAGCAUGUUAUGUCGAUGAUACUCAUGGUCAAUGAGAAGUUUCGAGAGAAUGUGGCUGCAUGGAUAUGCUUUUAUGACAGGAAAGAUAUGUUCAAGGCAUUUCUCGAGAGAGUUCUUUGCCUCAAGGAGCAUCCUAUUCCUACCAGUUUGGCUCAGGCCCAGCAGCUCCCUACUAGUCUGGUUCAGGCUUAUUCUGAGUUCUUCAGACUGAUUUGGUGCUUUUCUCCUCUCAUUUCAGUUUCUCUGUGUUGCUGCAAUCAAGCAGCUAGGGACAUUGUUUAUUUUCCUGGGGAGAUUCUCAUUCAGUCUUCUGUUAUUUCAGCAGCAUUGGAAGCUUACUUGACUAUUGAUAUCCAAACCGGAGGGGAAAAUCCCCACUAA